Molecule: messenger RNA, 2394 nt
Organism: Linum tenue
Lineage: Eukaryota; Viridiplantae; Streptophyta; Magnoliopsida; Malpighiales; Linaceae
Source: the annotation of a GenBank genome assembly
AAUGGUCCAACACUUCCUUUCCCACUUGCACCUUCCCCCCCACUUAUUCAAACUUGGAAUGCCUAUUCCAAAUCUCCACCCACUAUAUAAACAACUCCAUCCCCUGUUUCCUUCUUCUCCAUCACUUCCUCUGCAAACCAAAAUCAAAAGCAAACCCACAUUCCUCUGUCCUGUCAUCCGUUUUGACAUCUGCAAUCCACAGUCCAACAAGCAACAACAAUGGUGCUCUCCAAGAUCUCCUCCCAAUCCGAUGUCUCCGUCCACUCCACAUUCGCCUCCCGCUACGUCCGCGAGUCCCUCCCGCGCUACCGGAUGCCGGACAACUCCAUCCCCAAGGAGGCCGCCUUCCAGAUCAUCAACGACGAGCUCAUGCUCGACGGCCGCCCCCGCCUCAACCUCGCCUCCUUCGUCACCACCUGGAUGGAGCCCGAGUGCGACAAGCUCAUCAUGGACGCACUCAACAAGAACUACGUCGACAUGGACGAGUACCCUGUCACCACCGAGCUCCAGAACCGCUGCGUCAACAUGAUCGCCCACCUCUUCAACGCCCCACUCGGCGAAUCCGAGGCCGCCGUCGGCGUCGGCACCGUCGGAUCCUCCGAGGCCAUCAUGCUCGCCGGCUUGGCCUUCAAGCGCAAGUGGCAGAACAAGCGCAGGGCCCUCGGCCUCCCCUGCGACAAGCCCAACAUCGUCACCGGCGCCAAUGUUCAGGUGUGCUGGGAGAAAUUCGCUCGGUACUUCGAGGUGGAGCUGAAGGAAGUGAAGCUGACGGAAGGCUACUACGUCAUGGAUCCGGAAAAGGCGGUGGAGAUGGUGGACGAGAACACGAUCUGCGUCGCCGCGAUCCUCGGGUCAACGCUCAACGGCGAGUUCGAGGACGUGAAGAAGCUCAACGACUUGUUGACAGAGAAAAACAGAGUGACCGGUUGGGACACGCCGAUCCACGUCGACGCGGCGAGCGGCGGGUUCAUCGCCCCCUUCCUGUGGCCGGAGCUGGAAUGGGACUUCCGCCUCCCGCUCGUCAAAUCGAUCAACGUCAGCGGGCACAAGUACGGCCUCGUCUACGCCGGCGUCGGGUGGGCGAUCUGGCGGAGCAAGGACGAUUUGCCCGACGAAUUGAUCUUCCACAUCAAUUACUUGGGAGCCGAUCAGCCGACUUUCACCCUCAAUUUCUCCAAGGGUUCGAGCCAGAUCAUCGCGCAGUACUACCAAUUGAUCCGAUUGGGGCACGAGGGGUACCGAAACGUGAUGGAGAAUUGCCACGAGAACGCCAUGUUUCUCAGGGAAGGGCUGGAGAGGACGGGACGUUUCGAGAUCGUUUCGAAGGAAAUUGGGGUUCCACUUGUGGCGUUCUCGCUGAAGGACAACAGCCGGCACGACGAGUUCGAGAUCGCGGAGAUGUUGAGGAGCUACGGGUGGAUUGUGCCGGCGUACACGAUGCCGGCGGACGCGCAGCAUAUUACGGUGCUUAGGGUUGUGAUUAGGGAGGAUUUCUCGAGGACUCUGGCGGAGAGGCUGGUGCUGGAUGUGACGAAGGUGCUUCACGAGCUGGAUAAUCUGCCGGUGAGGCUUCACGCGAAGAGUACUGCCGUGGUGGAGGAGGCGGCUGCGGCUGUUGUUGUUGCCGCCGGUGAGGUUCAUCCAUUCCUCAUGUUCUGCGGCUUCAUCUUCCUCGUUGGUCAAGCAAUGAUGGCAUACAAAACCGUGCCGGCAGCCAAACAAGCACAAAAGGUAGUACACAUGGUGUUACACUUAAUCGGCAUAGCUCUCGGCAUCGUCGGAAUAGCCGCCGUGUUCAGAUUCCACGACAUGAUAGGCGCUGAAGACAUGUUCAGCCUCCACUCAUGGAUUGGGCUCACAACCUUCAUCAUGUUGGGCCUCCAAUGGCUGUUGGGCUUGGUCACCUACAUGUUCCCCAAGGCAAGCCUGGAGACGAGGUCCAGAAUGAUGCCGUGGCACAUAAGUUUCGGCAGGGCGCUUCUGUAUAUGGCCGUUGCGGCGGCGCUCACGGGGCUCAUGCAGCGAGAAACGCUUCUCAACCUCCGUGGACACGCCGAGGCCCGGCUCAUCAACUUUACCGGGCUUUGUAUCUUGCUCUUUGGAAUUUUUGUCGAUCUCUCUGUGGCCAUGGCUCACCAUGCCUGACCGGCCGGCGAGUGUUUCCGGCGGGCAGUUUGUUUGUUUGUUUUCAUGGAGUUUUCGACCCAAAUUGAAUGUGUGUGUGAGGAUGAUUUUUCACCUUGUCUGAGUUGAUUUUCUCGGAAUUUGAAUAUGUACUGACUUGGAUUUUAUGUAUUGGUUGGACCUAAUUUUUAUUCUGAGUCCUUCACCUAAGAUAUUGGUGAUUUACUAUGUUUUAUUUGAGCACACAUCCAAUGGUAUAUUUUCUAUGAU